UUGACCAUCACAUGACAAAAUGGUGGCCUUGCCGAGGUGAAGGAAAUGUUGUUUCUCAUCAAAUUGUAGCAGUUGCAUCGGCUUACUAUGGAAUCUUCGGGAGAGAAGAAGGAGUAUCUUUUCAAAGUGCUUGUCAUUGGUGAUCUUGGUGUUGGAAAAACUAGCAUUAUCAAGAGAUAUGUUCAUCAGUUUUUCUCUGUACACUACAGAGCUACAAUUGGUGUUGAUUUUGCUCUCAAAGUCAUAAACUGGGACUCAGAUACACUGAUACGCUUACAGCUAUGGGAUAUUGCAGGACAAGAAAGAUUUGGUAACAUGACAAGGGUUUAUUACAAAGAAGCAGUUGGUGCUUUCCUUGUAUUUGAUGUCACAAGAGCAUCUACAUUUGAAGCAGUACAAAAGUGGAAGAAUGAUUUGGACAAUAAAGUUCUGCUUCCCAAUGGAUCGCCAAUUCCUGUUGUACUCUUGGCAAACAAGUGUGAUCAAGCAAGGGAAGGACUUGUCAACAAUACAAGUCAAAUGGAUGAGUAUUGUUCUGACAAAGGUUUUAUCAACUGGUUUGAAACAUCAGCUAAAGAGGACAUCAACAUUUCUGAGGCUGCAAAAUACCUUGUGCAGAAGAUUCUUGAGAAUGAGAAAGCUCACAACUUUGAGAGCAUUCCAAAGGACCCAGGAGCAAUGACUUUAACAAACAGUACAACUCUUACUAGCUCUCAAGAAUUCAAGAGUAUUCCAGCAGCUGAACCACACAAGACUGGCUGCUGUUAGCAGUUGCUGGAAUUAAAAAAUUGUCUGUAAUUAAGAGGUGCAUUGUGGUGUUUUAACUUUUUAUCACCAAACUGAAUGAUAAAUUAGUAGAUGGUCCAUUUAAAUAGAAGAUGGUUUUAUUAGUUUGAUAGAAGGUUGCAAUGACUUGAAUUGGGAAUGACCACUGGCAUUAACUCAAUAAACCAUCACAUGACUUCUUUAGGCUUGCUAUAAAAAUUAUUUUGAUAAAUAAAUAUGACUAGUGAUGAAAAGAUUAUUUUUUUUUCUGAUUACCAAAUAAUAUUCAUGGAAAUUGGUUUUGUAAGGGUGCAAGUGCAAUCAGAGUGUCCAAUCAGUUGCAAAGUUAAGUGAAACUUUCCAGGGAACUCAGUCUCUCAGCAGUGAACUUGAUACAAUGCUCAAAACAGAUAGAAAAACAAAAUUGAAGUUUGAAUAGGAUAAGAAACUUUUAACUCAACAUUUUGCUGUAUUUUGUAGUCUGCUUUAAAGAAUUACUUUUUGCUGAUGCAGUUGUUGGUAGUUGCCUACUAAUUUAGGCUAAGCCCUCACACAUGAGGUUAGUGGUCAGCCAGUCCAAGAUGGCAAGCAAACACUCAAUAACAUGGCAUCCAGACAAUUAAAAGCAGUGGAAAACGUAUUUGUUCUCUCAACAUGAGUCCAACAAAAUCAAAUUUCUUCGUAAUGAAAGUGUACCUAGCAGUUUAUAGCACAUUGUUGUGGUGAUUUAAGUUUGUGUUUUACAAGCUGUUAUUAUUGUAAAUUCGAUACCCUUCUGGAAGUCAUAACUAAGGGAUUGACUGCUGUUGCCUUUCUAAGCUUAGCAUCAGUGUCAAAGUCAAGUCUUCUUCCAAAAAUUCAGUAAAAUGUCCUCACUUUUCUCUAUUGUUCAUUGGGAAAAUUUCCAAAGAUUAACAUGUAUGGUCUAGAGAGUUCCUUAAUUAAACCAAAACUAAUUGAAGUCCCUAAUGUUCAAAAUCUGAACCUGUUUUUAGACCAACACAACCUAAAAAGCAAAUCUAUUAGGUCAGUGUAUACCUGAAAAGUUUGUCAAAUAAAUCACAUGGGUAAGUGCUUCCUCCCACCCAUGCAAUUACUUGGUUAGA
This is a messenger RNA of Stylophora pistillata, 1871 nucleotides long. Its product is annotated as ras-related protein Rab-38. Gene Ontology annotation, cellular component: Golgi apparatus; trans-Golgi network; phagocytic vesicle. NCBI's taxonomy places the organism in Eukaryota, Metazoa, Cnidaria, Anthozoa, Scleractinia, Pocilloporidae. The record is from RefSeq and is a predicted model, not a curated record. Gene Ontology annotation, molecular function: GTP binding; GTPase activity. Gene Ontology annotation, biological process: phagosome-lysosome fusion; endosome to lysosome transport.